CGCGUGGGUGAUAGCAGAAGGAUGAGAAGAAAGGUGGUAACUGCAGCUGCCUCAUGAAUGAAGGCGCAAUAAUGCCCUGUGAGAUGGUGUGGAGGCCCCCGCGCACAAGAAAAGGACUGUGAGUUCAUCUGAAGAGGAAUUGGAUCUUGGCGUUAAGAGUCGUCACCUGGGCUGAGAAGUUUGCCUCAAAUUAACCAGCAAAGAUGAGAUCGAACACUUCUACAAGUUGGAGAGUCCGAGGCUGGAUAACGUGCGUCCUCGUCACCUUUUACGCACAGAACGCUGUCUCCAAAUCUCUCCGGUGUAAUGAAACACAUUAUUUAUUAGGCUCCAGGUGCUGCAAGAAGUGUCAACCAGGCUUCCGUUUGUUUUCCGAGUGCACUAAUUCCAAACCGACUAUAUGUAAUAAAUGUAAUCCGGGUGAAUACCAGCCUGGCUGGACUAGAGAGGACCAAUGUCGCCUGCAGAAGCGCUGUGACCCAGUUAAGGGUUUUAUGGAGAGGCCUGAAAACCUUGUGGCAGAGGAGCCAUGUCGCUGCCAUUCCAGCCUCCAAUGCUACCACAUCAACUGUGAGUACUGUGAGAAGAUACCCAUCUGCAGUCCUGGACAUGGACUCGAGGUGGACCUCGAGUCUUCCAAUGGAAGGCAGACAUGUGUCGCAUGUAAGAAAGGCUUCUUCUCUGCUGACAACAGUGCCGAAAAAUGCAAACAAUGGACUAACUGCAAGGCUAAAGACAAGAGGGAAACACAGCCAGGCACCGCUCAGGCUGAUGCAGUGUGUGGACCAUUUAUUUCUGGUGCAGCAUCCUCCUGGGUUGUAGUGUCCGUGCUGUCAGUCAUCACAGUUCUCUGCCUCCUCAUCCUGCUCCUCUUCUGCUACAAAGACAAACUGAAAUUACUCUCUGUAAAUCUGCGAUCCUGUGUCCAGAAUCUGAAGAGGACUAGGAUACAACAGGAGACCUUGGCCCCUCUUUACCACAGUGGAGCCGGAGGAGGAUUAGGAGGUGGCCCCAAAUAUAUACCAUGUGAGACGACCAAACUCAUCUGCCAAGCACCCCACAGCCCCGCCGAUGAGCACCCAUGCACCUUUCCAACAUCCGUUCCCGAUGUCAAGGUCUCACUGCCCUUAACGGGGGAAAGGACGGAGGAAGAAGGGACCAAGGGGAAGAUAGUGAUGGAGGAUCAGAGUGAAGGGCCCGGAGAACCCGAGGAGGUGUCAGAAGAAGAGGAGGUUGCGAGUGUGUCUCCUCUUUUGGCAGGUUCUUGUGUGUGUGUCAUUCCUGUCCAUGAGCCAUUGGAAGUAGGGGAUAAUGAGGACUGUAGCCAGGCUGUCAGCCCCGGGACUCCAGGAACCUGCUCAUGCAGAGGGCUGGAUGGAGAUGAAAGUGGGAAAGAAGAGAGAAUUGGGAGUGUCAGGACAGGCGGUAAUGGAGAAAAUGAACUCUGCCUGCCGCUGUCUCAAGCUCAGAUAAGACCAGAGUUCAAACUUCACCUGACUGACAGGUCACUGGUAAAGCAGGAGGAAUUGUACAGACUGGCAAGCACAGACUCCACCUCGACAGAGAACGGUACAACCUCUCCGAUGACCUCGGUCAGCCCCUUGAUGACUUCCUCAUCUGUUGGAGAUCUCUACCUGGACAAGCCCACUGAGGCCUCGAGCCCGGAGCAAGGUCAGGGACUUUCCUGGAGGGAUGGCAAGGGAAUCAAACUCUCUUCUGGAGAGUUAGAUCUUGAGUGUUCACCUGAGAGCCUCCAUAGUCAGCUGACUGAACCAACUCUUACCUCAGGUCAGGUGUCUGGGAGCCACAACACCACCUUUAUCUCCAGCGGUCAGGUGAUGAACUUCAGCGGCGAUGUCAUAGUCGUCUAUGUCAGCCAGACGUCUCUCGGUAGCGAAGGGGCGGGUCAGGAUGAUGCCUUCGGGAGCCCUGUCCAGGAAGAGGCCAAUGAGACGGCUCUGUUUUUCCAGAGCAGCAUGAGGCCACAAGGGGACUCCAUUAGUCAAAGCACCUUGCAAGACGAGACACUGCCAGUCCAGGAAGUGAUGGAGGAGCGGCUGCUGAGGAAGUGAAAAGUGACUACUGGCUGUUUGUUUGUCAGAAGACGAAGUCAAAGAACAUUAUUGAUAUUCUAUACAGCCAAAGUACCCACGGACUGCGCUACCUCUUUCCUUCAGGACAGUACAGUGACCAUUUCAGUGACAAUCAGUUAGCCAAUGUAAAAAUGACUCAGCUCCUAAUUGCAUGAAAAAAAGCCUGAAUAAAUCUGUAAACCAUCCGUGCUUUCUGCAAAGAAGAAAGGGGGGAAAAAGGGCUUUUAUUUCAAAUGAAGCUGAGCAGAGAACAACUUUUUAGGGAUGUGGAGCUAUCAAUCUAUGCCUACAUCAUUGGUUUGGAUACAUUUCACACAGUCACUCAAUCUUGCCUCAGGCAUCUCCAAAGUGCCUUUAUUCAUUUUCCAUUGGAAGGGUUCAUGCUUUUUCAAGUGGAAACUCCCUCCUUUCUAGACAAAGAUGGGGAAUUUUGUUUGGAAUAAGUUGUGGAACUAGGGUUCAGACUGGAAGAACUUCAUGUUUUUAUUGUUGAAUGGAAAUUGCAGCUGGGUCAUGAUAUAACAGCGUUAGUGCAUUUUUCAUUUCCCACCUUCCACCAUUGGCUAGCCCGGGUUAAAGUCUGUACACUCCUGUUUUUAAUCGUACUACAUUUGAUAUUUGCAUGAUUUCAAGAGUGCCCAUGCAUAACAAAAUAUCCACCAUGUGGAUAUAAUUGUGUUUGCUGUCACAAAAUCAAGCCAUUAAAGUAAAUAUUUGUAUGUUAGACAUUCAAUCUACAAGCUACAUUACUAUCUGGCAUUUCACUGAGUGAAUGUCCCUUUUUUGGGGGUUAAAGGGUUCGACAAAAGCUAAUUUACAGUAAACAGACACACCCAGUUUUGGUACGAUGCUUAUUUAUCCCAUAUGUAGAUUUUUUUAAAUUCUCUACGUAUUGCACUUAGUGCAGUGUGUGUCUAACAAAAAAAAUGCUAUGCAUUUGAUAAGCUAUUUUAUUACUGGUUUGUUUUGUUUCAUUAUGUUUUAAUGUACAAGCCUUCAUGAAGAAAAGUAAAAUGUCAGCCUGUUUAUAUUUGAAUUAAUUUGACAAAGUAGAUUGUUUAUGUAUUAUUUCAGGAGAUAUGUGAUCAAUGUCUGUAUAUAUUUCAAAAGAAAAGGAUGUAUAUGUGAAUGUCUUCGUGCUUCCUCAUUUGAUUUGAGCUGUGCUAAGUGGCGCCAUUAACAGCAGGCAAAACGCACAUGUCGGAGUUAUAAGGGACUGUUCGAUUACAACAUCGCCAUAUCUUUGCAGCCAUACGAUUAUGUACAUAUCAAUCAAACCUACUGCAAUGAAUGACUGAAAGAAUAUUUUGAUUGAAAUUAAAUACGUUUUGCAUCUAA
This is a messenger RNA of Cyclopterus lumpus (lumpfish), 3431 nucleotides long. It is a transcript of the gene tnfrsf11a, whose product is annotated as tumor necrosis factor receptor superfamily, member 11a, NFKB activator. Gene Ontology annotation, biological process: multinuclear osteoclast differentiation; positive regulation of bone resorption; response to interleukin-1. Gene Ontology annotation, molecular function: tumor necrosis factor receptor activity; cytokine binding. The transcript is spliced from 10 exons. Gene Ontology annotation, cellular component: external side of plasma membrane. Lineage: Eukaryota; Metazoa; Chordata; Actinopteri; Perciformes; Cyclopteridae. The record is from RefSeq and is a predicted model, not a curated record. The coding region runs from base 204 to 2072 and encodes 622 amino acids.